Cryptomeria japonica (Japanese cedar) is the source of this 2617-nucleotide messenger RNA. RefSeq names its product xyloglucan galactosyltransferase XLT2. Gene Ontology annotation, molecular function: glycosyltransferase activity. Bases 717 to 2279 code for a protein of 520 amino acids. The record is from RefSeq and is a predicted model, not a curated record. The transcript is spliced from 2 exons. NCBI's taxonomy places the organism in Eukaryota, Viridiplantae, Streptophyta, Pinopsida, Cupressales, Cupressaceae.
UUCUCUUUUUUAACAGCGGUGAGAAAUUAUCGGCCUAUUGCAAGAUUGUCGGUGGGGGGAAAACCUGAAAAGAUCUAGGCAGCUACUGAGAAUUAUUUAAUCAAUCUGCCUGAAUCAUCUGAGGUCCUAAACCUCUCAAUGGUGGUAAUAGGUAAGUACCCCGCCUUGGACGUAGAUUGAAUCAGAAACAACGCAAAGCAUUUAUCUCUUCGAGUGGUGUGCGGUAACACAGACAUCCAUGCAUGGAAGUAGCGCAGCGUACGGGAUAAAAGGGUAAGGCAACGUUAAAUAUAGUGCCAUGGGGUUCAUCUACUACGUGUACGGAUGAGGAUCGAACACGGCACACCCCUGCUGCCCAAGAGAAAAAUAAUGCAUACCUGGUCUAGAACACUAGAUCUGUCUACCAAACGACAGUAACUACCUGAGAAAUCUAACAAAAGAACGCUUCUUUUACAAGACCCAUAUCAGCUGGACGCAGAAUGGCUUUUGCUAGGCUCAUGUGUACUGUAGUUAGCCCUGUUCAUAGUCAGUAGGUUGUAUAUCUAAAGGAUGUCAUUGAUUAAGGGGCUGUAAAUCACAUUUUGUUUCAGAGUUUGCCACUGGUAGACAGUGAACCUUUUUUUACUGUAAAACAGGCUUUUAAGGCCUGUUGGAGUUAGCCACUGUUAGAUAUUGAAGCGCUCUUGUUCUCCAGCAGGCUUUAAGGAUUGUCGGUAAUGGUCCUGAUGAAGUAUGGAAUGGGCCACAAGAAAAAGGGUGUGGUGGACAUUGAUUCUGAGAACAAGGUGGGGUGGGGUAGGACUCUGAACAUGGGUUCGCCUCUGAGGCGUUAUAUGCUUGCUGCCGUAUUGGCCUUGCAAAUCAUAAUACUUGUAAUUGUAAGGGGAUUGCCAGUACCAUUCCCCUGGUUGCCUCCUUGUCCCGUGCCAGUAGCAGAUGUUUCUGCGACUGUGGGUGCGGCAGCAUUAAAUGUUACUGCAAGUUGGGAUGAUGAUAGUGAAACCUCAAAUGAUUCGAAGGAUGAUGUAGCGGUAUCCGGUGACUUUGUUACUGAGUCAGUUGCGUCAGAUGUUUCUAAUGCUGAGAAUGCAAGCUGCGAGUUAGGUCUUGUCUAUGUGUAUAAUUUGCCUCCUGUUUUCAAUACUGAUUUGCUGAAAAAUUGCUCUACUUUGAGUCCUUGGAACUCCUUUUGCCCUGCCAUUGUGAAUUUUGGCUAUGGGGAUGUGAUCAGGAGACCAAAGUUGCAAGCAGAAGAGAGAGGGACUUGGUAUAAGACUGAUCAGUUCACAGGGGAGAUCAUUUUUCAUAAAAAGCUGAUGGAGCAUCCCUGUGUCACAGAUAAGCCUCAUUUGGCCAGGGCAUUCUAUGUGCCCUUCUAUGCUGGUUUGGCUGUGGGGAGGUACCUGUGGAGGGAGUACCCCGCUGAGGUUAGGGACCGCGAUGGGAAAAUGGUGCUGGAGUGGUUGCAGGAGCAGGAGUAUUGGAAGCGUAACUCAGGCUGGGAUCACUUUAUGGUGGUGGGGAGGAUCACCUGGGAUUUUAGGAGAUCCAAAGAUGAAGAUUGGGGGAGUAGUUUCAUGUACAUGCCAGGGAUCAAGAACGUCACAAGGCUGCUGAUAGAGAGAAACCCCUGGGAUGACAAGGAGAUGGGAGUCCCAUACCCAACUGCUUUUCAUCCCAGAAGUGCUCAGGAUGUGCUGAGGUGGCAGGAUCAUCUCAGAAAUGUUGAGAGGACCAAACUCUUUUCUUUUGCAGGGGCAAGCAGGAAAUACAUACCCAACGAUUUCAGGGGAAUUCUGUUGGACCAGUGCAUGAGGUCAAUGAAUUGCAGAUCCCUCGAUUGUUCAGGAACCCGAUGUGUCAAUGACACCAUGGCCGCUGUCCAUCUGUUUCUGGAUUCAACAUUCUGUCUACAACCCAGGGGUGACAGCUUUACUCGGAAGUCCAUCUUUGAUUGCCUUAUAGCAGGGUCCAUUCCUGUGUUUUUCUGGCACAGGAGUGCAUAUUGGCAGUACGAGUGGCACCUCCCUUCCAAUUACAGUAGCUAUUCUGUUUUCAUUUCAAAGCACGAUAUUAGAAAUGGUACUCAAAUAGAAGAGGUUCUUAAGAGAAUACCUGCUGCAGAAGUUCAGAGACUGAGGGAAACAGUUAUAAGCUCUAUUCCUAGAUAUGUAUACUCUGCACCUGGGCACCGGUUGAAGGGUAUGAAAGAUGCUGUAGACACUGCUAUUGAUGGGUUUCUAAAUACGGUCAAGUCAUCGAGUCUAGCUCAUAUAUAGGGACUUAGUGAGUAUUAGGUUAUUUGUACAUAUAAUGUUUUUGAGGUAAUUCCAUAUUACUCUAAUUAGAGUGACAUUUCUCAGGUGUCUGGUUCUUUAGGGACUUGGAUCUAUGAUUUUAAGCCCAAAGUUCACAAGUGCCAGUGAAAUAUAGGUGCUAAUUUUUUGUCAGAUAAAAGAAUUGUAGGAUUUAUAUUUAUUGCUAAGGUACAUAAUUCUUUGUGACAAGUAUUACAAUAAAAGGCCUGCCAAGGCCAGUUCUUAGCCAUCAAAACACAAUAACGAAAUGAACUUGGACUGGUGUUGGAACAUUUAUUUUGAUCAUGGUUUUAGUUCUA